Pseudozyma hubeiensis SY62 is the source of this 1302-nucleotide messenger RNA. RefSeq lists its product as hypothetical. Lineage: Eukaryota; Fungi; Basidiomycota; Ustilaginomycetes; Ustilaginales; Ustilaginaceae. Gene Ontology annotation, molecular function: histone binding. Gene Ontology annotation, biological process: regulation of gene expression. Gene Ontology annotation, cellular component: Rpd3L complex; Rpd3L-Expanded complex; cytoplasm. The record is from RefSeq and is a predicted model, not a curated record. The transcript has a single exon. Bases 1 to 1302 code for a protein of 433 amino acids.
AUGGACGCCUCGGACAUCAUCGAGGACGAGGCAGCCAUUGCGCAGCAGAAACUCUCCAACGAAGAGUACAAGAUUUGGAAGAAGAACUCUCCCUUCCUCUACGAUCUCGUCGUCACACACGCACUCGAAUGGCCUUCUCUCACCUGCCAAUGGUUCCCCGAUAAAGAGUCCCCCGCCGGCCAAUCCUACACCCAACAUCGACUGCUUCUCGGUACCCACACCUCGGGUCAAGACCAGAACUACCUCCAGAUCGCCCAGGUACAACUCCCCAACACCGGUGCCGAUGGGCCUUCCAACUCUGCCGAAUCGCGACUCGACCUGAAACAGUACGAUGAAGACAAGGGAGAGAUUGGCAGUUACUCCGCCACCACGGCACGUUUGACCAUCGUGCAAAAGAUCAACCACGAUGGAGAGAUCAACCGAGCACGCUACUGUCCUCAGAACUGUGACCUCAUCGCCACACGAACGGUCACAGGCAAGACAUACAUCUUUGACCGAACCAAACACUCCAACACACCCAGCGCAGACGGCGUCUGUCGUCCCGAUAUCAUCCUCGAGGGACAGGAAAAGGAAGGCUACGGUCUCUCCUGGUCACCGCUCAAACAGGGACACAUCCUCGCCGCCAGCGAAGACACCACCGUCUGCCACUGGGACAUCAACAACUACACCAAACCCAACAACACCCUCCAACCCACCGCCACCUACACCGGUCACACCUCGAUCGUCGAAGACGUAGCGUGGCACAACCACCACGAGUCGCUCUUCGGUUCGGUCGGCGACGAUCGACAGCUGCUGAUCUGGGACGUUCGCGAGCCCGCCACCGCGCCCAAGUACCGCGUGGAAGCACAUACCGGCGAAGUCAACGCCUUGGCCUUCUCACCCGAGAACGAGAACAUCCUGGUCACCGGUUCGAGCGAUAAGACUGUAGGCGUGUGGGAUCUGCGCAACCUCAAGGUGAAGCUGCACAGUCUCGAGAGUCACACGGACGAGAUCCUGUCCGUGUGUUGGUCCCCGCACCACCCCACGGUGUUGGCUAGUGCGAGUGCGGAUAGGAGGGUCAACAUCUGGGAUCUGAGCAAGAUCGGUCAGGAACAGACGCCAGAGGACGCCGAGGACGGUCCGCCCGAACUGAUCUUCGUUCACGGAGGCCAUACGAGCAGACCGACGGAUCUGGGCUGGAGCCCGCACAUGGAGUGGGCGCUCACCAGUGCCGCCGAAGACAAUAUCGUCAUGGUUUGGAGACCCAGCAAGGCCGUCAUCGAUACAGGCAACGAGGAGGUGAAUCCGGAGGACCUCGAGUGA